This is a messenger RNA of Fimicolochytrium jonesii, 3467 nucleotides long. RefSeq lists its product as uncharacterized. NCBI's taxonomy places the organism in Eukaryota, Fungi, Chytridiomycota, Chytridiomycetes, Spizellomycetales, Powellomycetaceae. The record is from RefSeq and is a predicted model, not a curated record. Gene Ontology annotation, cellular component: nucleus. The transcript is spliced from 6 exons. Gene Ontology annotation, molecular function: protein binding. The coding region runs from base 113 to 3100 and encodes 995 amino acids.
UGGGUUCUUGUAGUGUCAACUGGGCCGGACCCUUUUCGAGGCGAAGGUUCACUUUCAUCCAGCAAACGACAAAUCCGGCCAGCCACACAUCAUUUCCGUCGCAGCCAGCAACAUGUCUCCAACCGCAAAGAACCAUGUACAUCAACAUGAGCUCUUACUGGCCGAGGAUGAUCCAUACCUGGCCAACUCUAUGCGGCCAGGGGAGUUGACACAAAAGCGGCGCGGGAAGUAUGUCGAAAUCCCGCAGGUGCUGGAUGGCUUCUUCAUGCUAAAUAAAGCACCAGCAGAAGAUCCCGACAACGUCUACUACCUCGACUUGACGGGGGAAAACCUACGGCAUGUCAUUGAAGAUGACCUCACAUUGUUCGCCAAUCUGGAGAUUCUGCAUUGCGGUGAGAACAACUUGCCGCUGGCAAAACUGGGGGUUCUCCCGGGGCUGAGAAGGCUGGUGAUGCCUUGCAACGAUGUGACGGAUCUGGAUUUGGAGGUUGAAGGGAGAUUUCUGGGGCUUGAGGAAUUGGACCUCUCCUACAACCGAUUAACACCCGCCGGUAUCACGGUCUUGGCCUCGCUUCCCUCUCUCCGUCGUCUCGACCUCUCCACCAACGGGCUCACAUCAUUACCAACAACGCUGAUGGACAUGACUAAUUGGCGGGAACGUGUGAUCGAGAGUCUUUUGCCGGAGGAAGAUUUGCAGGCUUUGGAGGGGUGGUUGAAGGCUGAACUGCCGGCGCAUGGUGACGGGAAGGAGGCGAAGGGUGGAAAGGAGAUGAAUGGGAAGGAGAAGAAAGUGUCUAAGGCAGAGGACGCAGCGGCGGCAUCUUCGCCGUCCGUUAUAGCGGAAACGGCGACAAAGUCGAAUGAUGUUCCGGCGACUGAACGACCCGCUGAAACCCCAGCCGACCCAGGCUCCGAAGAAAACGUGGCGGACGGGUCCACCUCAGACCGUCCAACAACAAUCCCGCAAGUUGUACAAGUGGCCAAAGAAAUGGCCGUCACGAUUGACGAAGACGACGAUGAUGCAUCUAUAGCCACCGCCUCUGAUGCGGGCGACGCGGAGGCGCCAGAUGCUGCAGAUUCAGAGGAAGUAGCGCAUAGCGAGGAAGAUGUUGAGGAGAGCGCCGUCGACCGGAACGCAGAUGUGGCGGACGAGGAGAAUACAGUGGGAGAGCUGGAUGCCAAUAGGGCGCAGAAUAUCUUGAACAGUUCCGGUGGACCGGGUUUCAAACGGCUGGAGCUGCUAUCACUCGAGAACAAUCGAAUCAACAGCCCCGAGACCUUUAGAAUCUUAGCGGCACUACCGAACUUGAAAACGCUGAACUUGUCUCGGAACCACAUCACAACGCUAGCUUUCCUCACCCCAGCCAGAACGCAAUCCUCAUUUCACGCCGGAGUUCCAGAUACCUCAGAGCCAAGAUAUGAUGGAUUCUAUUCGUUGGUUGAGGUCAAUCUAUCUUUCAACAAUAUCGGAUCGCCGGAGCAGCUGACGGGCGUGAUAUGGCUGCCUGCGUUGAAGAGAGUUUUCUUGGAAGGGAACCCGGUGAUGCAGCGGGUGAAUCAAAAAGUCACCAUCCGGGAUGGGGAUUCGGAUACUGUCCUGGGCUACCUGCAUUUCAACCCCCUCUUCGAACUGCCUCAAAAGUACUCCAUUCAAAUCGCCGAUGCCGUUUACAACAUUCCCACCACCACCAUCCCCUGCCUCUCCCCAACCUCCACUCUCAUGCGCCCAAUCGACUCGCCGCGCGAGAUCACACCAGACCACGACACCGCCCCCCUCGUCCCACGGCACCUCCACCCAGCCCCUCUCACCCGCCCGGCACAAUACCACACCACAAUCGCAUCCUCCCGCUUCCUUUCCCACCUGCACCGCAAAAACGCGCCACCAUCCAUCUCCGGUCGCAACAUCGUAGCCUCGCACACAGUCUCCGACGCUGGCGAAACGAAAUGGACGCUCGAAGCCGGCGUGAAGCGCAAAGCACGGCGAGCGUAUGAUUUCAGCGAUGAGGACUUUAGGGAGAUUGUGCGGCAGGGAUUUAUUCCGGAUGUGGAGGAGUUGGUGAAGAUCGGGGAGGAGAGGGAGAUGAGGAUGGCGUUGAUGGAGGCGAUGGGGCAGGGAGGGUUGGAUGGCGGCCGUGAUAGUGACGGGAAGAUGGGGAUGGAACUUGGGGGCCUUGAGAGAGGCGAGGACCGAAAGUCGAGGGGGUCUAGUCCAGGAUCAGAGGGGGCUCGGCUGGAAGACGCCGAACCACUCGAUGGGGAGGAACCGCUUCAAUACGACCCAACAGCGAAAGACGAUACGUUCCUCACCCGCGUGCACAUCACAGGCGGAGGCGGCCUCGGCUCAUCCGACGACCACAUGUCCUCGCUCAGCUCAUCGCAAGCCUCUGGUCUGUCCACGCCGCCGCGGACGCCAUCCCCGUUUUCCACCAUCGACGUCAACAUCCUCGACGACGACACAGACGCGGACCUGCCGCCGCUGCCGAAAACACUGACGGGUGCGCUGCGGGCUCUCCGCCACGCGCUGUCGAAUCCAGUCAGCGGGUGGGCGCCGGUGCCGAAGCCGUAUGCGCUGCAGACGCUUGCGUCGACGCAGAAGGCUUAUCAGCAUCAGGUGGUUGCUGGGGGAAGGGGGAAGGCUGCGUUUGGAGGUAAAGCGCCAUUCCGGUUUACGAAAGGCGGAGGUGCGGGUGGGAAGGGUGGAAAUACGGCGGUACUGCCAAGCCUGCCGCCUAGAGGCACGCCAAAGGGUGGUAGGGUGACGACGAAGAAUGCCGGGCCGUCCGAUGAGUUCACGCCGAUGAGAGAGUUGAUGCGAGGCGUAGAUGAGAAGAUUGAGAUUGUGGAAGAAAGUAUCGCGGCACUCAUGAAACCGGCGCCGGCUUUGCGCUUCGCCAUCAGAAACGCCAGUUUGAUCCCGCCUUCGCAAAAACUGCUUCAUCAGGUGCAAACCGAGUACGACAGGAUCGAGCGGAUGUACACGGUCGCAGCGCUCGCGGAACGAAGUGCUGCAGCUCGCAAACCGCAGAACGCAGGUGCAAGGGCCAGUGCAGCAAAAAAUGCCGGGAACACGUCACCGAGUGGUGCGAGUGUGGUGGUGUGAGCGGCAUCAUGCCCCUUCUCCUGUAUAUAUGGCCAUCAUCACUAGAUUGCAGGGCAAUAAACGUUGCAGCUUGGGCCCGGAGUUGGUUUAGUUCGUUUUAUUGUUUUUUUUUAAUGUGCUUUUCAAGUUUUUCUAUACAGGGUUCACACCACAACCACGAGUGAUGGGGACCAACCACGUUCAGAGAAGCCAUUCCGGCCCUCAGGGCCCCCAGCGAAACAACGACCACGAUACUUUUCCUCCCUUACAUGCGAAGGGGACUUGUUGCCUUCGCGACAUCCAAGGUUCUAUGAAGGCGGAUGGAUGACGCGUUCCAAAAUGGCACUAUAUAUAUGUUGUGGGAGACGAAAGGUUCUUAAGAUGUUUC